ACUCAACAACUGCCUUGUUUACGAGAGUAUCCUCGUGAGUUCCGCGCGUGUAGUAAGUCGAUUAUGAUUCAGCUAACUUCUGUUUGGCUUCUUUUUCUGGGAUGUGCUUUCAAUGUGGCAGCUCUUCUUCCACCGGAUAGUGUUUCACUCUCUCCUAAGACAUGGUUUCCAAGAGAUUUUGAAAGGCUAGAAGCUCUGUCGCUCCAGCAUUCUCAAAGACGUCGGCCUAAGCCUCUGGCCUUCAGCGACGGCAAAGGCUUGGUGGCGGGAACAAGCAACCCUCUGGCUGUGCACGCGGGGGUAGAGACGCUGAAAAAAGGCGGGAACGCAAUGGAUGCGUGCUUGACAACAGCUUUUACAGGUAGGCCGGGUUAAACUUAACUUGCCUGAAUAUUUUUUUGUAGCAGUUCAAUAAGCUCUUUCUUAAUUCAAAUUAUAUCACUAGAGUCAAAAAAAUAGGCCAAGUGCACUUCAGUUAGUCUGUUUCCUGCCAACGACUUAAGAAACCAAAUAAACGAGACAAUGCAGUCUUUAAUACACUCUGUAACCUGAAGAGGAUUAAAGAUUUUUGUUUCGGCGUUGGAGUAUUAACGAUACCACUUCCUUUUCAAACCCAGUUCUUAGUCAGUUGAUCCUGCUUUUAAUUGGACCGUUUUGAAAAGAUCGAAAGGCUGUUUCAAUUCAACUCUACCAGACUGUGGAAUAAGUUAGUCCUUGACGAUUUCUGCCAACGGUUUUUCGAGUUUGGAACCUAGUCUAACAAAGUCUAACUGGUUACAAGUAAAGAUGAAGAUCUCCAAGAUUUAAGCUUUAAGAUAUUUAAGACAAUACACCCUUUUUGUGUCACCGAUCGUAGUUAGUUGACACUUUUUAAGUGGUUUAUUUUGACAAGAUCGGAAGGUUAUUUUGCUUUUUCGGGGUCGGGAUACUAAAUCCCAAAUGCGUCCGUGUCCGGUUUUUCGUGUCCUAAAUCAAAUUGUAAAUUGUCUAACUUUAAAAAUGCGAGUGCACGAAAAUAUCGAAGAUUUAGUGACCUACGCGAAGAACUCAUUCAGUUCUUGGUUUUUAUCAUUUAAAUUGUCAUACAACUCUAUCUAAAUUAAUAUUGGACAUAUUGCUGUUUGUUUGUUUGUUUUGUUUGUUUGUUUUUUUGUAGCUUGUGAUAUAUCUCGCCCUCUUGGAAUAAAUCCGUUACCGGCUGACUAAGUUUCCUAAACAAAAAAUAUUUCUAAACAGUAAAAAAGAUAAUUUCUCUUUUUAUCUCAAAACAGAUGUACUAGAGAUGUCAAAUUUGUUUAAUUUUUGGGAUAAGAUAGGCCAUAUAUGGGAAAAAAGGAAAUGGCACAACAAGUCUUCAAGUUGUUAACAUUUCAAACUGACAAAAGAAAAUUAAACUUACUGCAAGUAUUCAAGUGAUUCACCUGGGCAAAAAGUCAUAACUGAAUUACUUCUGUUUCGGCUUUGUAGACCAAAUUUAAAAAAGAAAAAAUAAAUAUUAAAUAAAUCGUUCGCUGAUCAGCAAGCUUCGUGGAUGUUUUUCCGGAGCAGUUGCAAAAUGUUUUUAAUACGCUCGAGGACAUUUUAACUUCGUUUUUUUCUAGAUUGGAAAAAAAAUUGAAGAAAUAAAUAAGUGAAAUGCAUGUCGUACUCAGUUCACUAAGAACUGCACGUCCGGCUGGGUGUCGCAAUCUAACGAUAAGCAAAUGUGUAUCUUUUGAUAAAAAUUAUCUUCCCUUUAUCUGAAUAACCAGUUUGCAAAACAAUAAGCUACGAUUCGUGUUAGCGAGUAUCUGUUACUGUUUUUCAGGGUUCCCUGCUGCUCAGUAUGCUUCUGUGUGCCCUAUGAUUGUAUUUUAACAUGGUAUCUGUGAGUGUCUCUCUUUUAGCUCAGUAUCAAUUCUAUCAGAAUCUUUGAGACGUGAUCCUAUGUGAACACAUUCCAGGCUGCUCAGUUGACCUUAUCGAGGCCUAUCCGAGCCACAACCUUUGCAUGAGUCAAUUUUCUUUUUUUGUUGCGGGAAUAAAGAAUGUACAAGGAAAGCAUUGCUCGCCACAGCUAGUCUAAAACGUUUUCGAGACACUAUAACAUAUCAUUAGACCAAAAGUGGGGUUAAUCAGAUCAUACGCUAUUCUAUGCCCCUGUAUCCGCUUAAAUCCAAUGGUGGAGGGGAGGGGAGGGAGAGAAUCCCUUGUACACCUAAUGUGCAUUGCACUACAAAAGUUUUCAGUUUUGCUAAUGUCUCAACCUUUUUCGCUUCUCGGUUUCUUGUCAUGCGUCAUUGUUCAAUUUUCCUGAUUGAUAUUCUAUAUAAAAAAAUCACCAAAGCCGAGGAGCAAAAUUAUGGUAAAUUGAAAUAUUUAUGGCGCCAUCCAGUGUACGAACCGAAGAUGAAUACUAUAGUGUCUUUGUCAAUUUUUUGCACGCGGCCAUCACAGUGAGACUUUAUAGUGACUGGAUGUAAUUUGCUGAUACGGUUCUCUGCCGGGGUUAAAGUUUCCAAGUAUAGUUUCAGUUCUCUUACCUGAAAACAAAAGAGGAAGAUCUGACCAAAUGCUCCUUGUUUCUUACUUGACUUCUAAGCUUUAUAAAAGAAACUUAAAUCGAAUUGUGCAUAUAAGCACAAUUCGACACGACAAAUAAGAAAAUUAUUAUAAGUUUUUUACUUCGCCUUGUGAGUUUCAAAAACGGCUGUUUUAUUUUCACGCACACCAUCUUCAUCGUUGUCCGACUCGCCAAAAUUAAUACAACCUCACCAAGGAGCUUCCCCCGUUUUACGCAGAUACUGAGAGGUUUGCCUCGUUUUUUCGUUAUCGAGAAAGCAAAUUUCUCUCAUGUUCACUGCUGACGAUUUGUGGAUUAAAAAUGGCAAAUGUUUACAGGCUGACCAUUGUCCCGGGGGGAGAGGCUCCGCAUAUGAAAAGGGUGGGGAUGCUUGUCAGAAAUUUUGAAUUAAACCCCUAAAGGAGACCGAUUGGGGCGUUGCCCAAGCUUUUUUAGACCCCUAAAAGAAACCAUGUUAAAACACAGACAAUAUAUACAUUUUUAUAUUUUUUCCCGUGCAACCCUAAACAAGACCUUCACGGCUAAAUAUGAUGGCGCUUUGCCCAGAACACCCUAAGUGAGACCAAAAUCCGAAAUUUACACCCCUAAGCGAGACGACUAGCAUCCCCGCCCCUUUCAUAUGCGGAGUCCACCCCCCGGGACCAUUGUUUCCUUACACAAUAAUACCAUCAUUCGACAACUGUGAUGGUCCGCGACAUGACAUUGAUGAGAGUGCAUUGAUGAGAGUGCCUAGUGGUUGCACCUGCUUGCUCGGAGGAUCAUUAAAGUUCGCGAAUUUCUUUUUACUGUGGGGUCCCGAUAUAGGGGAUAGACUGCAAAGCAGAGAUAAGAGACAGCUUAGGGUGUCCUACAUCCAUCAAGUGGAUGCAUUCGGCUUAAAGUUGAACCAGCUAAUAGUUUCCCAGAGUCCGGUCUAAAUUGUUUUCAUGUUUUGAGUGGAAGCCAAAAAUAAUUUUACCAGAAAAGAAAAUAACCAUUUGUUAUUAAACGCGUCUUGCCGUAUAAGACGGGCGCUUAAAAUCCCAGAAAAACGAUUUUAAGCUCUUGAAAAAUCGCAGUGUUCUUUUGCACCAUUUCCUAUAAGGUUCUAUAGAUAAGACCAUAAUCCAAUAUUUAGUUUAUGCCUUUCGAGUGGACCAGCUGACUGAAAGGAUGCGCUCCUCAAAAAGUUAUCACCUUAUCACGAAAAUACUUUCUUUAUCGAAAAAGCACUUUGUUAUAUAACUUAUACAAUCAGUGUGUGUUUCUUCGCACUGUUUGACUUUUGUAUAAAACCUGAACAAUUUUAGCCAAGAUUACUCAAUAGGGCUCGCUGAUGAUCGUGGUCAGAACUAAAGACAAGUGACGAAGUAAGUCACAAAUAGUACCAUGCUUAUAAACUCAAAGUCACGUCUCUCAGAAUCUAAUUAAGCUGUGUAGAUUGACGCUGGUUGUGCCCCCUCAGGUCUACGUGGGGCAAAAUUUGAUGAUAAGGGAAAAUCAAUUAAACUUUGUAAUCGCACCUUAUCAUUCAUACUUAAAGGGAACUAAGAUAAACGUUAGUGGAAUUAAUUUUCAAAACUCACCGACGCACACUCAGGCACUCAGAGGCUCUUAACUUUAAGGGAUUUUACUUUGUAUCGAGUUUAAGCAAGACUGUUAGCGAUGCUGAGAGUACUUUGUAAAAACUAAAUAAAAAAAAACCAAAAUAGACAAUAACACUUUUCCCUGGAGAGACAUUUUUAGUACUUUUCCUUUUCAACAGUGAUACACUGCUUGAAUUUCCGCAAUUUGUUUAAUUCGAUCGCCUCGCAGAGCGAGAACUCAUUGAGGACAUUGAGCUGAGCUGGCAGGUCGCGCAAUCUCACGUGAUCCCCUAAGGACGUAAUGUUCCAAACCUUGGCUGUAAGUCACCUAUUUUUUUGCCGAGGGCUAGAUUUGAUCGUAUGUACUCGUACUCAGUAGUAAGUCCAGUUGACACGUAAGACGGUUUUUCAUCUCUGUCAGGAUCCAUUCCUGUCUCUGUGUAGCUGGGACUGGAGGACUCGAGCUAAUUCGAGGACACCUUUUUUUUUUCUUCAGAGAUCGUCUUGGCGGCAGGUUCUCACGUGUCGUUUGCUGGUGUAGCCAACAUUCUAUACCAUGACAGCUCAACGGGUGACACUUACAACAUUGAUGGGGGCUGGAACAAGCCUUACUACGUAGACCUGGCUCAGAUGCCUGAACAUCAUUCGGACCGCAGCAAUGGUGCCUCGGUUCUAGUCCCAGGAUUCAUAGCAGCCGUGUCUACUGCUUCGGAGAAGUAUGGGAGGCUUCCACUGUCCAAGCUUUUGGAACCUGCAAAGUACUUUUCUCAAAAGGGUUUUAAACUUCCUUCUCACUUAGCGGAGAACAUUAAGAAGAACUAUAAUCCAAGAAGCCUUCUUCGAACCAAGGAAGGUACCAGAAUUCGUUCCUCAAUCAUGCAUUUAUCAUACUCUGUUAAGGACACUUUACACAUUAAUUCUACAACGCAUGUUAAAGGACAUCGCUAAGUAGUUGAGAAAAUGGAGCAAAGGUUGACUAUCUGGUUUGGGUCACAUUUUGCUCUGUCGUCAAGCAUAAGCAUGUUUUCUUCUUUCGACUCUCUAGGCCAAAUUUGUCAAGUUGUAAAAAGGAAUGAAUUGAGAGCAGACAAAAAUUUCUCAAGGGCAAUCCAAAACAAAACGAAACAUCACCAACAAAAAGCUGAUGUUAAAACAAGAGUAACUCAGGUGUCUCCCCUUCUCCCACGUCCCUAUAUCCCCCUCUCCCGCGCACAUCUUAUCUUUCAACGCGCUUCCCAAGUUAAUAUAUGAGACAAAAUGACACAACUGGGGAUGACUCAGCAGCGUGCUCUGCCAUAUGUAUGUGAGUCCAUCCCAUUCCAAAUUUAAAGAUAACAAAAAACACGAAUCACCUAAUAAAAACCUAGCAAUAAACAAUUUACAAUUAAAAUUGCCUCAGAUUGCUGCAUGUUUAAAGAUAAAUUUUCCAAAACCCUUGUGACGAAUAAGCUUCCCAUCACUUCGCAAGUUCUAUAUAAAAUGUGGGAGAAGUUAGCCAUUUUAACCUAUAAUUCUGUCAUUUGGUUGCAGGCAAGCAGAUGUUUACCAAUCCUAAAACAAAGCAGCUCUACAGUGCGGGCGAACAAUUCAGACAACCUAAACUGGCGAAGUUCCUCAAGCGUCUCUCCAAGUACGGCAGGGACUAUUUUUAUAAAGGAACCUGGGCAGAGGAUAUGGUAGAGAUGGUUCAAAGCCAAGAGGGUUACAUCACCAUGGAGGACAUGACUGAAUAUCAAGUGACGUCACCGGAGCCCGCCAGCACACGAUACCAGGGGUAUCACGUGCUGACGUCAGGCGCAGGAUGGGGUGGCGCUGAGAUUUUGGAGAAAAUGAACUUGUUGGAGUUGGCAGGAAUUGGCGGUUCGACAGACUCGUACCUGAGCAAUGUUACGAAGCUUUUUUGGCUUGCUUCUGUCACUCGGUUCAGCUCUUUCAUUUCAUUUUUCGCUCACUUUGUUCCAAAUGGAAAGCACCUUCUCAAGGAACACCUUGGCAUUCAUUUGUCCAAUUCACAUCGAGGGCUAAUAGAACCAGCAGAGGACUUGUGGGACAAAAUUGGCUCUAUAGAGCGCAUGAAAGAAAUAAAUGAGCUAAUGCGAGAAAUGCUGACAAGCGUUGAGAUGGAUGUGGAAGGUCAGGACCACGGAUCUUCUGGAGUAGUUGUAGUAGACAGAGGUGGCAAUGUGUGCUCUUUGGUGCAUGGCACAGACAGCAGUCUGUGGGGCUCAGGAUUAUUUGUGCAGGGCGUGAGUCUUCCUAGCCCAGGAAUCGUACUGAAGUCUUUACUGAAAGAAAUGGGGAACAAAAGGAGAGUCCCUUCAGGACUGCAGCCUGUGAUUGUCUUCGAGGAAGAGUUCCGUGGCCUCGAUGAAUUUGGUCGAAGGCUCAGACGUGACGUCGCUGUAACUAAAAAGCACAACAAGAGACUUACGGACAAACGGAGGGGCUUAAAACAUCGUGAAUACACGAGAGUAGAACUGCCACAGAAACUAGUGAUCCUCAAAACGCAUAACCGGGUCAGAUCUCAUCUGAACCACCUAUCAUCUGCCAGAGCUGAGGAAAAUUUUGAAGAAGCUAACGAAGGCGUCCAAGAUCAUAUUGGUGUAAAAUCAGUUAUAUAUGAAGAACAGCCUGGUGAUGAGGAAAAACCUUCAUCCAAGUCUUCUGUUCAUGGAGAAUACUUAACACCGACAAAAGACAGAGAAAUCACAAAACCACAUCCUACCGUUCCACAAGGGCAUUCAAAUCCUAUAAACGCAGUGCCACAAACACCUCAUCACGAAAAGGAGCGACUCGUUGCUUCCAUAAAUUCUCUUAUCAAACAAGACGACGACGAAGAAAAUGAACUGGAGGAAAGCGAAGACGAACAAGCGGUGGAGGAAGAAGAGUCUUUAAAGGAGGCGCUGAGGGAAAGCAACUCGAGAGAGUUUCCUCAUGGGGGUAUCCCUGAACCCCAGGAGACACAAGUCAUUUCAGAGGAAAGGGGGGAGCCCUCUUUCCAUACUGGCCUGAUACCAGUGCUAGCUGUGGCCUGUACGGGUCCAUCACAUGCACUCUCUAUCCCACAGUACUUGACAAACAUUUUGGACAGUGGAAUGAGUCCGAAGGCAGCCCUCGAAUCGCCUAUAUUUCUUGUUUCUAGCCCUCACUCUUUUCAGCAGGAUAUCCAAGUGGAAAAGUUUGCGUUCGACGAGAAUGUUUUACGCGAGGUAGAGGAAUUUGGGCAGCAGAUUACCGAGGUGGAUUCUCAAACGGCACAAGAAGUGGCUGGAUUUGGCGCUGCUGUCACCUUCAGCAGUGGUGGGAAAAUGCUUGGCUGUGCUCACCCCACAACAGAAGGCCUCGCUGAGGGUGUUGCAGUUCUAGAAAGCUAG
Messenger RNA from Porites lobata, 7502 nucleotides. The record is from the annotation of a GenBank genome assembly. NCBI's taxonomy places the organism in Eukaryota, Metazoa, Cnidaria, Anthozoa, Scleractinia, Poritidae.